AUGGCGCAGCCAACCUCCCCCCUCCCCGGCGCCGACCGCAUUCGCUCCCUCCAAGACCAAGACUCCAUAUUCCACGCAUUCGACGCGUACCCCUGGACCAAAGACCCCACGUUCCUGUCCGGACUCUCCGCCAUCCUCGGCCCCCCCAACUCGUCCCCCGGCUCGCCAGCCGACAUGGCCGUCCACGCCCGCAUAUUCUACUACGCCCAGCGCGUCGGCGUCCAGAUCGACUUCUCCCACUACGCAGCCUGGCUGGCCCAGCACCCCGACCACAAGCCCCCCCAGGUCCUGCCUCACGAGUACCUCUCCUCCCCGGCCGCCGACCUGUCCGAGCCCUUGCUUCCGUGGCAGCAAGCUGCCCCCAGAGCCGAUCUCUUCGUUGAUCGCAAAGCUGCCGCCGACGCUGCGGCUGCUUCUGGCGACGGCCAGCCCAGCUACCCGAUGGGGUUUGCCCAGAUGCUCGCGUUGCUCCAGCAGGGCAAGGAGAUUCCCGGCAUCCGCCAAAUUCCCGAUACGAUUGCUCGGGCUCCCUCUGUGAAACCCGUUGGCACUCGGGCAGCGCCGAGAAAACCCUGGGAGAAGCAUGUGUCCCCGGAAGCCUCGGAACUUAACCUUCCAAACGCUCUUGAUACCGAGUUCCCGCCGAUCGACACGGAUAUUGCUUACCCAUCUUCGACAGCCGAGACCGUAGCCUCUUGA
Ustilaginoidea virens is the source of this 699-nucleotide messenger RNA. RefSeq lists its product as uncharacterized. The record is from RefSeq and is a predicted model, not a curated record. NCBI's taxonomy places the organism in Eukaryota, Fungi, Ascomycota, Sordariomycetes, Hypocreales, Clavicipitaceae. The transcript has 3 exons. The coding region runs from base 1 to 699 and encodes 232 amino acids.